Messenger RNA from Ostreobium quekettii, 939 nucleotides. NCBI's taxonomy places the organism in Eukaryota, Viridiplantae, Chlorophyta, Ulvophyceae, Bryopsidales, Ostreobiaceae. The record is from the annotation of a GenBank genome assembly.
AUGCUGCCGACGCAGAAACCAACUCAGGCCACCAAUCUGAGGAAGAGGGUCGUCAGGGCCACGGUCGUCGUCACCUCGAUGGUAGUGAUGGCUGCAAUACUUAUGUAUGGCAUGGGAGCUGUCGGCUUCAGCCUGCUACAGACACAGCCCCAGGUGUACGACUUCGAGGUUGUGAAUGAGUACCCCCAUGACCCUGCAGCAUUCACCCAAGGUCUGCUGUACGAUGAGGAGUGCAACUCUACAGGAGAAUGCAAGGGGAUAUUCUGGGAGUCAACUGGACUGUAUGGCAGGUCAACUGUCAGGAAGGUGGACAUGGAAACGGGGGAGGUGCUGAUGGUGACGCACAACGAGCCAGAGCACUUCGGCGAGGGCCUGGCGAAGUUGAAUGGACUGCAUCAGCUGCUGUGGCGGAUCGGCCUUGGCUUCACGUAUGACACCAAAACGCUCGAACGGAAUGGCACCUUCGACACUGGAUUGAGGGAUGGGUGGGGUCUGACGACCGACGGCAAAUGGCUGCUUGCCACGGACAGCGGGCCCAAGCUGUACUGGCUGGAUCCUGAAACACACAUGGUGGAAAAGUCGUUGACCGUCACAGAUGGGGGACAGGCUGUAAAGAAGCUCAACGAGCUGGAGUGGAUCGAGGGGGAGGUUUGGGCCAAUGUGUGGCUGACGGACUGCAUCGCAAGAAUAGACCCCAACAAUGCACAAGUGACUGGCUGGGUCAUGCUACAGAGCCUGACGGCGGGGCUGCGCGCACGGAAGCUUCCACAGAAGGAUCGGAUGGACGUCUUGAAUGGGAUCGCAUGGGACGAAACGCGAAGACGCAUUUUCGUCACAGGCAAACUUUGGCCCCGCAUGUUUGAGAUCAGUCUGGUGCGGAGACCCAACGUGGGCGAAGAAGAGCUGCAAAAAUUGCGUACAAUGUGCAUUCCACGGUGA